AUAGUUUAGUCUUCCCAAUUAAAAUGUUGGUGUACUUAAUAUUGGCUAUUUUACUUUUCGUUUUUUACUUAAAAUGGCGUCAUACUUACUGGAAAAGACUUGGAGUGUAUCAGUUUGAUACCGAGUUCUUAUUUGGCGAUACCAAAAACGAGGUGUUGGGUAAAGCAAGCAUUUUCCAAGCCUUUAAAGAUAAAUACAAACAACUGAGAGCCCUAAACCAGAAACACGGAGGUGUCUACAUGCUGCUGAAACCAGUUUACGUGCCUGUGGACCUGGACUUAAUAAAAAGAAUCGUCGUUAAAGACUUUCAAUACUUCCAGGGACACAUGGACAACACUCAUCCUAAAGACAACCUUAGUAAGAACCUUUUUGGUCUGUACGGUGAUCCCUGGAGGAAGCUAAGAAUCAAGCUGACCCCAACGUUUACUUCUGGUAAGAUGAAGUUGAUGUUUGAGACCUUAGUAGAGAAAACGAAGGGUUUGGAGGAGUUAGUGAGGAGUCACGUUAAAAAUAAUCAACCUCUUGACAUAAAAGAAGUGAUAGCUAGGUUCACUACUGAUAUAAUUGUCAGCUGUGCAUUUGGGCUCGAAAGUAACUGUUUGGGUGAAGCUGAAAGCGAGUUUCGUAGGUACGGAAGAAAAGUAUUUGAUUUAAAGACUUGGAGGAUGGUUAUUCGUAAUAUUCUUCCACGUGUGUUGGUGACUUUAUGUUAUCGUUUAGGAUUUACCUUAUUUCCUAGAGACGUAACCCAAUUUUUCAACAAAACGGUUCAAGAUACCAUUUGCUACAGGGAGCAAACGAAAUUCUACAGAAAGGAUUUCAUGCAGUUGCUGUUGGAGAUAAAGAACAAAGAAAACAGGGCGGAUUCAAUUACAGAUGAAGAGAUCAUUGCGCAAUGUUUUGUUUUCUUUAUGGCAGGCUACGAGACAUCGUCAACUACCACAACUUUUGUUUUACUCGAACUGUCACAGAAUCAACACAUCCAAGAGAAACUAAGAGCGGAAAUUAGGGAUGUCUUGGAAAAACACGAAGGAGCGAUUACUUACGAUGCAAUCAUGGAAAUGACGUAUCUUGAAAUGGUUAUUAACGAAACCCUAAGAAAGUACCCUCCAGUUCCAAAUAUUCCCCGAUUCUGCACGAAGGAUUAUCACGUUCCUGGCACAGACGUAACUAUUCAAAAAGGAACCCAGGUUCAAAUUCCAGUGUGGGGCCUUCAAACCGAUCCGGAAUAUUUUCCAAACCCGAAAAAAUUCAACCCAGAAAAUUUCAGUGCGGAAAAUAAGUCCAAAAUUCCGGAAAUGGCUUUUAUACCUUUCGGAGAGGGACCUAGGAUGUGCAACGGGUUGCGUUUUGGAAAGUUACAGAGCAAAGUUGCUCUGGUCAGUUUAUUGAGAAACUUUAAUUUUACUCUGAGUGAAAAAACUCGUAUUCCUAUUGAGUUUGAGAAAGUGAGUUUAAUUUUAACUGUUGAAGGGGAUGUAUGGUUGAAUGCAACUGAAAUUUAA
This is a messenger RNA of Sitophilus oryzae (rice weevil), 1505 nucleotides long. RefSeq names its product cytochrome P450 6a2-like. The transcript has a single exon. NCBI's taxonomy places the organism in Eukaryota, Metazoa, Arthropoda, Insecta, Coleoptera, Curculionidae. The record is from RefSeq and is a predicted model, not a curated record. Bases 24 to 1505 code for a protein of 493 amino acids. Gene Ontology annotation, molecular function: monooxygenase activity; iron ion binding; oxidoreductase activity, acting on paired donors, with incorporation or reduction of molecular oxygen.